UCGUAAUUGAUUGGCUACCGUCGUCUAGUAGAGUUUUGAGCUGUAGGCGAGCGAGCCAAAGUACGUUUUUUAUAAACCACGCAUUGUCGAUGAACAAACCUAAACAAACACUUAACAGGAAUAUAAACAUUCACCUCAUGUGCUUUAACAACUUCGCUCUAUACAGUUUGUCCCCAUCGCUAUAAGCAUCCUGAGAUAUGGUCGAGCCAACGACACACAAGUUUGCGUCUUUAGAAGAGGAGUUGGGCUUCUGGAAGGAGCAGGCGAACAGACACCAGCAGAGGGCAGAUGAGGCUCAAGAGGAGCUGCAUGAGUUUCAGCAGAUGAGUCGAGACUAUGAAGCGGAGCUGGAAGCGGAACUCAAGCAGUGCGAGGCUCGGAACAAGGAACUGCUGCAAGACAACAACCGACUCCGAGUGGAGCUGGAAAACAUUAAGGAGAAAUUUGAGAGUCAACACUUGGAUACUUUUAAGCACAUUUCAACCCUUGAGGAAAAUCUAGCAGAGACCACAGCAGUCCGAGAUCACCUGCAGAAAUAUAUCAGAGAACUGGAACAGUCCAAUGAUGACCUCGAGAGGACCAAAAGGGCGACCAUCAUGUCCCUGGAAGACUUUGAGCAGAGGAUGAACCAGGUCAUUGAGAGGAACGCUUUUCUUGAAAGUGAGCUGGAUGAGAAAGAGAACCUGCUUGAGUCUGUUCAGAGACUCAAAGAUGAAGCCAGAGAUCUUCGUCAGGAGCUGGCUGUACGUCAGAAAGAAAGGCGGCCAUCCAGCAGCCUGGGCAAAGAUUCAGACCGACCAGACCCGCAGUGUCCCUCCAGCAGUAUCACCACUAUCCCCGUUACCCCCUCCAAACCGCUUUGCUCUUUUGCCACACCUCCUGCAUCCAGCAUCCGACGAGGUGACGGUCUAACAGGAACUCCACUCACAACAUCUGCUAGAAUAUCUGCACUGAACAUAGUCGGGGAGCUGCUGAGAAAAGUCGGAAAUCUGGAGUCCAAGCUGGCCUCGUGUCGAGACUUUGUGUACGACACGUCAGUUAGCCGGCCUGCACUGCCCGCCGCCCCUGGUAGUCCAUGUGGUCCAGACGCAGGUGCUGAAGUCCAAGCUGGCAGCAUAAGCCCCCCGCCUCCUCAGUACGACAGUUUAGUGAAGCGGUUAGAAUUUGGACCAGCACCCCCACGUGGUAUCUCCCAGGGGGCUCAGUCGCCACAGGGAGGAGUCAAGAUGCUGCUCUGAGGAAGAUGUGCCUGCAUCCGCUCACACCAACCCUCCACGCACCUCCUCACGGCAUCGCAACUUUCGGAACGGAGUCGUCUAUCCCAUGCUGAAAACCCACUGUCUUUCUGCUCCACACACCACAUGACUUGCGAGAUGGGACGCAGUGCAUAGAAUUGCAACGGAGGAGGUACGCGUCAAGCUUUAAAGCGGAGUCAUUUGUGACCAGAUGGACCAGAAACAAAAGUCCCAUGUAACAAGCGUUACAGACCCACAUUCAGGGUCCCAUUCAAAUUCAGUGGAACCUCGGUUAGCAUCAUUAAUACGUUCCAGAAGGUCCAAAACGGACGCUAAUCAAAUAAAUUUUUCCCCAUAACAAAUCAUGUAAAUCCAAUUAAUCUGUUCCAGAAAGCCCAAAAUGUUAACACAAAACACAUUUUAAUAGUUUUACAUGCAGGAAACCAUUGGAAAUACAUAUAAAUGAUGAAUGAAAUGGAUAAAUGAACAUUUAAGGCUACGUUUACCUUCAUUGAAAAUGUGAUUCUUGACCUGACUCUUCCCCAAAAACGCGAUGCGGCAGCACCUUCCUCUGCAACGCCUCCUUCCUGUUUCCCCAUGAGUUAUUUCUUGAAUCCAGCCGUGUGAGUCAGUGCCGGCGUUGUGAUAAAGAAGGUGAGAAACAACUCAUGACAAAACAGGAAAGUGUUGUCGGAGAGGAAGGUGUUGAUCUCGCUGCCACGCCGUGUCUUUGGCAACAGUCACGUCUUCAGUGAAGGUGAAAGUAACCUUAAAUGGUCAUUUAUCCCUUUCAUUUGUCAUUUAUAUGCAUGUUUAUGCUCAAGUCCAGUCCUGUGUGUAUUUUUACCGCUCCCCCUCCCCUCUAUUGUUGACAAGUCGCAUGGCGUGUGGGAGGAAUGAUUCUAUCAGCGGAGCAGGGCAGUGAUAGUAAUCUGCCACUGAAACUACUGUCAACCACUGAUGAUCAUCAUCGACGGCCGACUUUGAGCUAAAGAUGCUAACGGGGACAUUUGUAUAAAACGCAUUAAGAGCACAGUCGGACUCAUGCAGCGUAUUACUAACACAACAGCACGUGCAGCACACUGUACGCUCACCGGAAAAUGUACGAAAACCGAUGCAACACUGGCGUUCAUUUUCCACGUUAACCGGAAAGCACGCCAACUGAUGUUCCACCGCACUGUGCUGUGGCAAACCAAAGCUGCGAUAAAGGAAAUUAAUAAAAUUAAUUAAAACAUUGUCCCCUUCCAAUACGGUAGGAUUCUUUUUAAUCCUUGGAACUGUGCUGAGAGAUGUCGGGAUUAAUCACAACAUUUUUAAUCAUCAAGUGGCAGAGAUGAUUUUUUUAAUGUAUCUGAUGUGGUUCAUAUUGAAAAAUGGUGCUGCUGGGGAGGGGGGUUACCUUUAAACCAUUGCUGCCUUCAUCCACACGAUUACUUAGCUCUUUCACGGUUUAAUUUGUGCAUAACGCACGCCCUCCACUGAAUGUAAUAGUUGUGGUAACCGGGGUCUUGUACUGCGGAGCAAUAAUGUAGCCCAUCAGGUUCAAAAGAGUACAUUGGCUAACCCAUUUCCUGCCUUUUUUUUUUUAACCGGUCGGAGGGAUUGUAAAAUGGGAAUUAGAUGAAUGCUUUUAACGUUUUCCCUUUUUAAGAGGUGAAUUAUGGCGGCUAUGCAGCAAAGAUCAUCUGUGCUGUGAUGGCCUCUGUCAGUGCUUGUGUGAUGUACUACACCCCUCUUGGUUUGCGGUGUUUCUCCCUCGCCGACCUCCACUGAAUCAUUAAAAGGGCAAAACCACCAUUUUUUUGGUACUGAUGUUUUAUUUUGUGCAAGUGGUUCAACAAUUAGUAGAAGGAAAGUGUGCAACGUAAACAUCCGUCGGUAAUACAAUUAUUGAAGAGUGGAGUGUGAUGACAGGGGCACGCUUUAGUCAACAAAUAGUUCCAAAUUGUUCAUGGAGUAACCCAAAACUCUUGAUGAAUAAUCUUUUUAUAUAUAUAUGGGCAAAAAGUAUAAAACAGUGACCAUACAAAAAUGCCAUAGCUGACUAGUAGUUAGGAUACAAAAAGCAGACUGGGUGUAGAAUAAUCUACAUUUCCAACCUAUUAAACACUGCUCUAAAACAUUAACAGCAGUCACAGGCAAGACAAGACAAGAGUAGCUGAUAGUAGUUCCACUUUUACACUUCAAGGUGACAUACCAUCCACACUUGACGUACAAUUUUGGCUCUGCUGGCGGGUUGGCACGGUAAUUAAUACUACAUUCGGUGCAACACAAAAUGGCGUCAAUAACAGCAAAUCACACAGCUUGGUUGGUUUUUUUUAAGUCAUUCUUAUUCAGACUGGUGGGUCGCGACCCAAAAGUGGUUUGAAGGGCAUGGAGUGUGAUUUUUUUUUUUUACAUGAAGUUGUAGGACAUGGCCAUAAGCGUCCACAUGCUGGGACAAAGACCGUAGUUCCGCUAGUUGCUGGGGCAAUAGACAUACACAUCGCAUUGACCGCCGAGCGGUACGUUAACGUCGACGCCAUAUUGGAUGUGUCAAGUCUGCGCUUGGAAUUGAAUACCACCGAAAACCUGAAUCGUUUUGGUGCCUCACUGUUUCCUAUUAAUUUACAACGCAGCCGUGACACCUACAAUAUGUCCGCGACGUUGACGUGUAUCGCAGCAGUGAACAAACCUACUCGAUGCGGCAUCUAUCUGUCUAUGGUUGCGGCCACUUAAGUAAAGAGUGAAGUGCAAAUGAAUUGCUAUUACAUAUAUUCACCACAAGAGUGUGCUACUCACGAACUACACCGACUCAUGUU
Molecule: messenger RNA, 4036 nt
Organism: Dunckerocampus dactyliophorus (ringed pipefish)
Lineage: Eukaryota; Metazoa; Chordata; Actinopteri; Syngnathiformes; Syngnathidae
Product: nuclear distribution protein nudE homolog 1-like
Exons: 9
Coding region: 198-1238 (346 amino acids)
Biological process (GO): vesicle transport along microtubule; cell migration; mitotic centrosome separation
Cellular component (GO): kinetochore; kinesin complex; centrosome
Molecular function (GO): microtubule binding
Source: RefSeq, a predicted model, not a curated record